ACAAACGGAUGAUGAUGAUAGUGCUGAUCUGCAACUUUCAGCUGCUGCAUGAUCGUUAUCAUAAUUCCCAAGGCACAAAUAUCGAUUGGGUAGCAUCAGUUACUGUAAGGCGUUCAGGACUAUCGUAUCGGAAGUAGCAGCAGCAGCAGGAUGUUGGCCACGACAAAGUGGUUCGCAUUGAUUUUUUGCGUUGCCUCAAGCCUAGCGGCUGAGCGCCACGGUGACAAUCCCUUCAACGAUCAGUUUUUGCAGGAGGUCCAGGCCAAGGCCAAAACAUGGACCCCGGAUAGUUCGUUUGAGGCUGGAAUUCGGUACGGUGCGUUCGCGAGUUUGCCAGGGAUUCACGAGAGUUUGACUGAUUUCAGUCUGCUAACCAAACGGUAUCACGCAUCGUUGACAAGCAUGGAUUUGCCGAUACGGUUCGAUGCCAGGGAGAAGUGGCCCCAGUGUGAAUCGUUGCGUAUGAUCCGAAAUCAGGGCACCUGCGGAUCUUGUUGGGCGGUUGCAGCCACAAGUGUGAUGUCGGACCGGUUGUGCAUUCAUUCUGGAGGCCGCAUCAAUGUGGAUUUGGCCGCUGAAGAUUUGAUGGGAUGCUGCCACGAUUGUGGUGAAGGCUGUAAUGGAGGAUUUCUGGAUGGAUCUUCGUUUCUGUACUGGGUCGAUGCUGGAGUUGUUAGUGGAGCGCCAUUUAAUUCUACCGAUGGCUGUAAGCCUUAUCCAUUCAAACCUUGUACUUAUCCUUUCAAGAACUGCGCGAAGGAAACAAGUCCCAAAUGUGUACAUCACUGCAUUUCGGAAUUUGACGGAAAGUACAAGAAAGACAAAUUCUAUGGCGAAGUGGCCUACAAGGUCCCUAACGACGAGCGAAUGAUCCAGUGGGAGAUCAUGACCAAUGGUCCUGUGGAGUCUGGAUUCAAGGUAUUCCAGGACUACUAUUUCUACAAAUCUGGCGUCUAUCAGCACGUGAAGGGCGACCGAGUGGGCAAACAUGCCAUCCGGAUUUUGGGCUGGGGCUGGGAGAAUGGUGUUCCGUACUGGUUGAUCGCCAACUCAUAUGGUACUGGCUGGGGUGAGGAUGGUUAUUUCAAAUUUCUUCGUGGGUCCAACCAUUUGGGCAUCGAGGAGACUGUUAUUGCUGGUCUGCCAAAGCUGUCGUAAAGAUGAAAAUAAAAAUGUAU
Messenger RNA from Uranotaenia lowii, 1178 nucleotides. Its product is annotated as cathepsin B-like. NCBI's taxonomy places the organism in Eukaryota, Metazoa, Arthropoda, Insecta, Diptera, Culicidae. Bases 151 to 1158 code for a protein of 335 amino acids. Gene Ontology annotation, molecular function: cysteine-type endopeptidase activity. The record is from RefSeq and is a predicted model, not a curated record. Gene Ontology annotation, cellular component: lysosome. The transcript has a single exon.